This is a messenger RNA of Drepanopeziza brunnea f. sp. 'multigermtubi' MB_m1, 1260 nucleotides long. RefSeq lists its product as uncharacterized. NCBI's taxonomy places the organism in Eukaryota, Fungi, Ascomycota, Leotiomycetes, Helotiales, Drepanopezizaceae. Gene Ontology annotation, biological process: fatty acid beta-oxidation; phenylacetate catabolic process. Gene Ontology annotation, cellular component: peroxisome. Gene Ontology annotation, molecular function: acetyl-CoA C-acyltransferase activity. The record is from RefSeq and is a predicted model, not a curated record.
AUGUCGGGUCCAGUCCGGAAAGGCCUCUCUAACAUUCUCAGAAAGGAGGCCAACGAUAUAGUCAUCUUGUCCUCCCUCCGAACACCUAUCACCCGCUCCUACAAAGGCCAGCUCAAAGACGCCUACCCCGAAGAAUUGCUCGCCACAGUGCUCCGCGCAACGCUCGCAGCAAAUCCCAACCUCGAUCCUGCGCUGAUCCAGGAUGUCGGCGUGGGUGUUGUUCUCUCCGAACUCGGUGGCUCGAAAGCAGGGCGGAUGGCCAUGAAUCACAUCGGGAUCCCUACGACGACCUCCUUCUACACUACGAAUCGAGCUUGCAGUUCCGGGCUCAGCGCCAUCACGAAUGUUUCCCAUCAGAUUGCCACUGGCAUGAUUGACGUUGGGAUUGGGGCUGGGAUGGAGAGCAUGACGCGGAACUACGGCUCGAAGGCGAUCCCAACUGUUCUCUGGCCAGAACUCCAGAACAGCGAGGUUCAGGAUGCGAAGGAUUGUAUCAUGCCCAUGGGCUUGACAAGCGAGAACGUUGCCGAGAGAUACGGUGUCAACCGGGCGGACCAGGAUGCUUUUGCAGUUGCGUCGCACCAGAGAGCCGCGAAGGCUCAGCAGGAAGGUUUGUUUGACAAGGAAAUUGUGCCCGUACAUACCCGAUACCAGGAGGUGGUGAAGGGAGAGAAGGUGGGAGAGAUGCAAGACGUUACCGUGUCGAAGGAUGACGGGAUCAGGUUCAAUGCCAGUUUCGAGGGUAUGCAGAAGCUGAAGCCGGCUUUCAAGGAAGAUGGAACAUCAACCGCUGGAAACUCUUCCCAAAUCUCGGACGGAGCCGCCGCGACGCUGCUGAUGCGUCGGAGCACCGCGACCGAGCUCGGCUUGACAGCAUCGAUCAUUGGGAGGUGGGCUGGCACACAGGUGGCCGGCUGCAGACCCGACCAGAUGGGAAUCGGGCCUGCUGUCGCGAUUCCCAAACUCUUGGAGUGCACCGGCUUGAAGACCGACGACGUUGGCAUCUGGGAGAUCAACGAGGCAUUUGCUAGCCAGGCGAUCUACUGCUUGCGGGAAUUGGGCCUGGAGAAGCGCCUGGAGGAAGGGAGGGUGAAUCCUAAAGGUGGUGCUAUUGCAUUGGGUCACCCACUCGGGGCGACUGGUGCACGCAUGGUGGCUGGCUUGUUGCCCGAGCUGGAGAGGCAAGGGCUGGAGACCGGAGUGGUGUCUAUGUGUAUCGGUACGGGCAUGGGAAUGGCCGGCUUGUUCGUCAGGGAAUAA